Molecule: messenger RNA, 1509 nt
Organism: Symbiodinium necroappetens
Lineage: Eukaryota; Dinophyceae; Suessiales; Symbiodiniaceae
Source: the annotation of a GenBank genome assembly
AUGGCGCAGUGGGGCGCCCGAGAGGAGCCGCUCCUGAAGGCGAUUGCCCAGACGCUCCACAGGCAAAGAGACAACUUUGAGCCUGCCCAGAUGUCCAUGGUUUCGUGGGCGUUUUCGACGCUGAGUUUCAAAUACGAUCCGCUCCUGAAUGCGAUCAUGGCCGAGUCGAUCAACCAGAUCGGCAACUUCACCAAUCCCGAGUUGGCACACCUUGCUUGGGCGUUUGCCAACCUGAGAGUCCAGGACAGAGGCCUCUACCUGGCCAUCGCUCAGCAAGUGCAGAGGAAUUCGGCCGGCCCGGCCUCCAUGGAGCCCGCGGAAAUUGCCAACAUAGCUUGGGCCUUCGCAAAGAACCAGAUGGGAACCGAUUCGGUGAUGAGGUUCAUUGCAGAGCAAGCAGAGCCGCAAAUUGGCAGUUUCAAGGCCGCAGAGAUCACGAUGCUCACCUGGGCCUUUGCUGUCACUGGGCAGCAACAUUUUGGUUUGAUGUCGGAGAUCGGCUCGAAGGUUGCCAAGAGGGCUGAAAAGUUCACCCCAUCGCAGCUGGCUCACGUGACUUGGGCCUUUGGAGCACUUGGAAUGAGGCAAUCAGACUUGUGCGAGAAAGUGGCCAUGUGUUUUGAGAACAACAAGGCCGGCUUCACGGCCCAAGGUCUGGUGCAGAUCGUAUGGGGCUUUGCAAUGGUCCAGUAUCGGCACAAAGGCUUCAUGGAGUCUGUCGCGCCUCAAAUCAUCCACGGCAUUUCGGAUCUGAAGCCACUCGCCCUGUGGCGCUGUGCUUGGGCGUACAACACGUUGUUGGUGAGCCAUGCAGAGCUCAGAAAGGAUGCAGCAGUGGAGAGGGUCAACGAGUUUUCGUUGAAGGGCUUGGCCCGGCUGGUUGAGUGCUACAAGAUUGGCCACCAUACCGAGAACCAAGCCCGUCUGGAAACGCACUUGAAGGAACGGCUAUCAAUGGCCGUGGAAGGCUUUAACAAAUUGUUUCCGGAUUUUGAUUCCCUCCAUGAUGUGAUGAAUUCCGAGGCUCUCCCUCCAUUGCAGAGCAUCGGCAUGGCUGAUUUGAAGGUCUUUGCCACCGAGACCAUCCUUGCAGAUCUUGGAUUUACAACGCCGAACUGGAGCUUCGUAUCGCGAUGCUUGAAGGAGGUUCACAUGCGGUGCUUGCCAGACUGUGUGGGCUUCGAGAUUCAGGCGGAGAACGCGCUCCAGCAGGUGCAAAUUAGUGAGUUCUGCGUGCGAGCUUUCGGCGAGGGAGUGGAUAACUCCGAGUCGUACAUCGAGGCGACCGACCUCCUUGUGCCGGAUCUUUUCGGGGGUACGCCGGCAAGUGAGGCGGUGCUUGUCGCUUUGGGAGAAGCAAGCGUUCAUGUGUACAGGAGCUUGCUUGUGAAUCCGCAGUCUAGUGAAGAUUGCAAGGCGGUGAUUGGCUAUUUGCGGAUGUUCUUGUCGCAGAUCCCAUCCUUCAGCAUCAUCUCGCUAUUGGUGCAGUGGCGGACAAGAUUCCCCAAU